UCAAAUUCACGUCUUGACCUAGCUCGUUUAGCAAGUUCGCCCGGGUAAGCAACAAGCCGGUAGCAAUGGCCAUGGCCGUGCUCCUGCUCCUAGCCCUUGUUGCGCCCUUGGUUUCCCUGCUUCCAUCCUCCUCCGGCGCCCUGAACCAGGACUUCUGCAUCGCCGACCUGGCCCGCGGCGACACGCCGGCCGGGUAUCCGUGCAAGCCCCAGACGGGCGUCACCGCCGACGACUUCUACUACCGCGGCCUCAACAGCACGGGCCCGACCAUCAACCCCUUCAACAUCGGCCUGUCGUCGGCGUUCGUCACCCGGUUCCCCGGCGUGAACGGGCUGGGCAUCUCGGCGGCGCGCGUGGACUUCGCCCCGGGCGGCGUCGUGCCUCUGCACUCGCACCCGGGCGGCACCGAGCUCCUGUUCGUCAUCGAGGGCGCCAUGUCCGCCGGAUUCAUCAGCUCCCUGACCAACCAGGUGUUCGUCAAGACGCUGUACAAGGGCGACCUCAUGGUGUUCCCGCAGGGCCUGCUGCACUUCCAGUACAACCUGGCCGGCAACGACACGGCGGUGGCCCUGUCUUCCUACAGCAGCGCCAACCCCGGGCUGAUGAUCCUGGACUUCGCGCUCUUCGCCAACAACCUGCCGUCGGACGUCGUGAGCAAGGUCACCGUCGUGGACGAAUUGGAGGUCAGGAAGCUCAAGGCACUCUUCGGCGGGAGCGGCUAGCUAAGCCAUUUGUUUCAACUCUCAACAUUCAACUCUAGCUUGGGCGGCAAGGUUAGAUGAAGCUUGAAUUGGUCGUGGUUGUGGACUUGACGUGUGCAUGCAGAUGAGGUUGAAUUGGCCGUGGUUGUGGUGUCAGAAUAAUUUACGCGCGGAACGCGCUUGCACCUGUCAUUUUAACGCCAGGUUGUGAUGCACUGGUGCUAGUCAAUUGUAACACAAGUGGUGUUAGAAUAAAGAUAACGCUAAUAAAAACGGCCCUUGAAUUUAACGU
Sorghum bicolor (sorghum) is the source of this 993-nucleotide messenger RNA. Its product is annotated as germin-like protein 8-14. The coding region runs from base 66 to 722 and encodes 218 amino acids. Gene Ontology annotation, molecular function: manganese ion binding. The record is from RefSeq and is a predicted model, not a curated record. Lineage: Eukaryota; Viridiplantae; Streptophyta; Magnoliopsida; Poales; Poaceae. Gene Ontology annotation, cellular component: cell wall. The transcript has a single exon.